CUUUCCUUUCGGGAAAGAUCGGAAGUCGUGUCCUCGGGUGCCUUCGGCUUCAAUCGGAUUUCCAUCAUGGCGGAAGAGCGUGCGGGUUUCGGGGAGGUACGCACUCCUUCGCCAUCAGAAAUGGACGUCACCGGGUCGAACGGUCAAUCAUUUGCCGCCGAUGACACCGUGUCAUCAUGGCAGACACAAAAGCAACCAAAUUCGAACGGAGAAAGCGGGAAUGGAGACCAGGAGGAGCCCAGUACAUACUCUGGGGGGCCCACUGUAGCAAAAGGGGGGAUUCUGACUCCAAGUGGGGACCCGGAAAAUGAUAACAUGACUGAUGCCUCAGGUGAUGUCAGUGUUGCUAUGGUAACAAGGGAUGAGGAGGAUGAGCCAAUGGAAGCUGUGAUAAGUGAAGAUGAUUCUAGCACUGAGCCCAGAAAUGGCCAGAACAAUGAGCAAGCCUUUCCUGAGCUAGAUACAUCUUCUGCAAUGCAAUCAGAACAUAACACAGACAGUAACUUAGAACCAGAGGAAUCUUCACUUGACAAUUUCUCACACGCAGAUGUAGAUAUCACAGAUGGGCAGGACGUAGCCAGCAGUGAAGAAAGGGAAACAGGAAGGCAAUCAGACAAUAGUAACAUUCCAGUGGUAGAGCCAGGUGGUGCUAGGGAUAGUUCAUUUGAGGUGAUUGGCGAGGAAGAAAUCUCCAGGGUUAGGCCAGUUGAAUGUUUUAACUCCGAUAUGCCAACAGACAUGUUAGGAGAGUAUGAUUCUGGCAUACAGCAGCCAGUCACACCACCAACCCCCCUACAAGAUGAGGAUGCCCCAACCCCCUUACAGGACGAAGUAAUGGACACAGAAGAGCUUGAUGAAAUGUUAGAUAGCAAUUCUACUGGCCCAUCCGUAGAUCAUGAUACUCAAGCACCAGAAGUCAAAGUGGUGGAAGAAAACGCAUCUUCUGCCCAAGACACUGACACUCAUGCAAUUUCAACAGAAGAAAACUAUGAAGAAGAUCUAGAAGAGCCUGCUCAGCCCAGAGCAGACUCUCCUGUACCUGCCUUGGGGCUUGUCUCAUAUCCGGAUUCAGAAGGAGAAGAUAACCAGUCAGAAAAGGACGUCGUAACUGAAGACACCGAAACUAACAAGUUGCAGGAAGAAGAAGGUGAAACAUCGGAAGAAAGGGCGUCACCUGAGAAAGAGGACAGAAUCGCAACUGAGGAACCUGUUGAGACUGAUGCCAGCUUACCUCCUGAUGACCAUGUCACAACUGAUACUGAUAUCCCAGUAGCUCAGGAGGAAAAUGAAACAGAAGAGCCAGUAACUUCUCAUUAUAUAGCACAGGAGGAAAAAACAGACUAUGUUGUUGAACCAGACUCACAACAAAACUCAGAAGCUCUGCCGACCAUCCUGAAGGCUUUUGCAAGCUCCGAUGUGCCCAUAGAACCAGAUGAAGAAGAAGUGGAGGAGAGUGGUACCCAGGAUGAAGCAGAUGUACAUCAGGAUGCUGAGAGGAUGGAGACAGAAGAAGUGGUACCCAAUGAGGAGGAGACAGGAGAACAACAGACUGAACAUGCAGAGCAAACUGCAGAGCUGCAGGAAGCUGAAACUGGCAACAAUGAAGCUGAGAGUCAAGAAAACAACAAGGAGGAGGAAACUGAAAGAGAUGAGCCAGAAAAAGUAACGGAGGCUGAUUCUGAGACAGCAGUGGUCUCAAAGUCACCUGAAAAGAAUGAGGCUGAAGAUGGGGAUUGGGACAUCAUUGAUGUGACGGAUGAGGUCAAAGGUGAACCUGACAUCAUCACCAUCGAUGAUGAUGAUGAAGAUGCAGAGACUAAAAAGGUGGGCACAAAUAAAGAUGAGCAAGCAGAAGCAGGAGUCUCUACAGGUAAGGACUUUAUCUUGAAAUAUGAAGAUGUGCAAAAGGAGAAUCCUGCUAUGAGCCUGACAGAGUUGGCUGCUGUGCUCUUCAAGAUGUGGAAAGAACUGGACGACAAGGAAAAGCAGAUUUACAAGGAUUACUACUACUCUGAGAAGAAGGUGUACGAGGCCGACUCGACAUCGUCCCCGGCAACAGAGGUGAAGGAGGAACCAGUCGACGAGGACUCCAUGGAGGCAUUUCUGAAGGAGCUGCAGACUGAGGACGACACAGACAUACAGCUGGACGAAGCAGAGUCAUCGCUACAGGCCAUUCAAAAUGAGACGGAAAAGGAGCUCAAGCUGGACGAGGCAGAGUCUUCACUACAGGCCAUCCAAAACAAGACGGAAAAGGAGCUCAAAUGCUGA
Molecule: messenger RNA, 2268 nt
Organism: Branchiostoma belcheri (Belcher's lancelet)
Lineage: Eukaryota; Metazoa; Chordata; Leptocardii; Amphioxiformes; Branchiostomatidae
Product: clumping factor A-like
Exons: 8
Coding region: 67-2268 (733 amino acids)
Source: RefSeq, a predicted model, not a curated record